Messenger RNA from Perca flavescens (yellow perch), 1732 nucleotides. RefSeq names its product translocase of inner mitochondrial membrane 23 homolog a (yeast) (gene timm23a). Gene Ontology annotation, biological process: protein import into mitochondrial matrix. The record is from RefSeq and is a predicted model, not a curated record. Lineage: Eukaryota; Metazoa; Chordata; Actinopteri; Perciformes; Percidae. Gene Ontology annotation, cellular component: TIM23 mitochondrial import inner membrane translocase complex. The transcript has 7 exons. The coding region runs from base 373 to 1002 and encodes 209 amino acids. Gene Ontology annotation, molecular function: transmembrane protein transporter activity.
GAUGAAACUGAUGUUGAGUGAGGACAGUAGCCUUGGUCGGGUUUGAUGACGCAACGACAGCUCAGCGUCAGUGUAGUCGCUUUACGGCAGAGCGUGCUGCUGGAGGUCAGGAGUUUGAAAAGAAGCCUAGCUAGCUAGCCAAGUAGCGAGUCUGUAACGAAAACUUUGUGUUUUCACUGGUACAACUCACUUAGGGUUCAAAAUACACAUUAACAGGACAGCGUAUGUUGGUGUCGGUGAAUCCAGCAGCCCAUCGUUUGUCUUGGAUUUUCAGUAUUGCGACAUAGCUAGCCUUGCUAACGUUAGCCAGAUCGGUUUGGCUAGCAGCUCCCUGCUAGCUCCAGUGCUUGACCCCUCGGAUCUUUUACAGCCAUGGACAACUCGCAAGGAUCGGGAGGAGUGAAAGGAGGUAUCGGGGGUCUCUUUGGAGGCGGUGCACCUGAAUACUCCAACACAGAGCUCGCCGGUGUUCCCUUGACUGGAAUGAGUCCUCUGUCCCCUUACCUCAAUGUCGACCCUCGUUACCUGAUUCAGGACACAGACGAGUUCAUUCUACCCACAGGUGCCGAGAAAACAAGAGGGAGAUUUGAACUGGCUUUCUUUACUAUUGGAGGAUCCUGCAUGACUGGAGCAGCACUUGGAGCUGUAAAUGGUCUCAGGUUGAGCCUGAAGGAGACUAGAGACAUGGGAUGGUCCAAACCUCGUAAUGUGCAGAUUCUCAACAUGGUGACCAGACAGGGUGCUUCAUGGGCUAACUCUUUAGGCUCAGUAGCCUUGUUAUAUAGUGUUUUUGGUGUAGCAAUAGAGAAGGCCAGAGGAGCAGAAGAUGACAUCAACACAAUGGCUGCUGGGACGCUAACGGGGAUGCUUUUCAAAUCAGCCAGUGGCCUAAAGGGUGUGGCCCGAGGAGGUCUGGCUGGUUUAGCCUUGUCUGGUGCCUACGCUCUUUACAACAACUGGGACCACCUCACCGGCUCCUCAUCCUCCUCCAGACUAUACUAACUCUCUCCCACACACAUCUGCUUCUACAUUAGGGCCAAAUAACUCCCCAGGACACAGCCUUUAACCACAGCGCUAAGAGGAAUUAGACUCUGGUCAAAUGCAGUGUGCUUUUCAGGGAAGUGUGGGUUGGUCCCAGUUCAAUGGUUCCCCCCCAUAGUCCCUUUCCUUUCCAGGAGCAUUCUGGGGUAAAAAAAAAAAGGAGAUUGGACUAAAUUCCACUGGGAGUCCAGAUGUAGACCGUCCUACAACACUCUCUUCAUUUGUUUUUUAUCCUCUGAGGUGUUCCUCUCACUGAUAUGAUCAGUAAUGAGAAGACCCUGUGAGGAUGUUUUAUAGAGGUGUGUCAUUUGUUAUGUCAUUGUUUAUGGGAGGCUUAUUAGUCUUCAUUGAUGCUUGUUCUGAAAUCAAUGAACCCAUGAUAUUUGGGUUAAAAGAGCCAAUGUGUAAAAUGACUUGUGACAUCUGUUGUGUGGUUCACCAGAUGAACGGCAGUGGAUUCAUGUACUGCUUCUGGACUGAAAGACUCUUCUGUAGUAGAAGAGCAAAGAGAUUUUCAACUAUGAUCUACAAAUGCAGAACUAAGCCUUACGGUUCUACUCUAUGUAUUUAUUGAAGUGUAUAAGCAGUGGUCUCUGUUUUAAUGUGCAAGAAGAAAUCACUGUAAAGCUGUCUGUGUCUCCACCAUACUCUCUGUAUUAAAUUCUAUAUUAAAGGAAAUGGGAAAUGUUGA